Hylaeus anthracinus is the source of this 5529-nucleotide messenger RNA. Its product is annotated as TRIO and F-actin-binding protein-like. The coding region runs from base 1 to 3537 and encodes 1178 amino acids. The record is from RefSeq and is a predicted model, not a curated record. The transcript is spliced from 5 exons. NCBI's taxonomy places the organism in Eukaryota, Metazoa, Arthropoda, Insecta, Hymenoptera, Colletidae.
AUGAACGGAAUCAGGACUUUGGUUCUCCAAGAUCUGCCUCACGUUUUGCCUCCGAAAGGACUUCAGCUGUCGUCGUCGCAUCUGCACACCGCUACGUCCACCCGUCGGUUCUGGAGCUUCUUCGUGUUCUCGUCGAAGGAGGAUGCCUGUCGCGGCACGAAGAAAUGUCCCGCAUCUAAGGACGUCAUCUCCACUCCGUUAAUCUCUACGAACGAGGUGAUAGAAGAUGUCUCGAAAACAGCGAACGUGUCCCCGAUUUCUCGGAUAUCUACGCUUCCGUUACCUCCGAAGUUGCAGUACCCGUUCGACCUAAGAACGGCCCCUAUGAGCUGUCUGAGUAUCCCAAGACCUCUCAAGGAGGAUAACCUGAUGUCCUUGCUGGACGGGAACCCCGUGCCCAGGACGCUCAAGUGGAAACUCAAAGGCUACAAAACCCUUCGCAAUGAGCAAGCCGGUGACUUCGCGUUUGUCCCGGGAGGGGAUGCUUACGACCUCGAUAUCCUGCCUCGAAAAGAGUACAGCGAGACGCUGAAGCCUACAGACUCGCGUCUGGGGUCUCUAGAUCGAGCUUUAAGUAGUUCUAAGGCGACAGGUCCGAGCAGUCAGGCUGGAGACACGUUGUCCUUAACAACCAAGGCGAUAGAGAACAAACAGUACACUCUUAAAGCUGUGGAAGCGAAGGUUGAGAAAGUCGACGAAGCAAAAAUUGAGGAACCUAGUGCUCCGAGCACUGCGAAUCUGAGCGUCCCGGCUGCGGUCGAGUCGGUGCCUGGCGAGAUGGUCCCAACGAUGCCAAAGCUGCUGGCAUCGUCCGCGAAGAUGGAGAUCAAGUAUCUUCCCAUCGCGAAGACGAACCUCCCGGCGAUUCCCAUGAAGUGUCAAUCGCAACCUUCUGCUCAGUACUCGUCUCGUCCACCUAAGAAAACUCAACAAACCAACAGGCGAUCUUCAGAUAUAGAGAUGCAGGACGCAGGCUCAGGAAGGUAUAGAGAGCGAGAGAUUGUCUCGAGAGAGAGACAAGACUACUCCAUGGCUAGGAAGCAGGUAGAAGAAGAAAUGCGAGUCGCGGGUGCUAGAUUCGAUCCCGAAGUCUCGAAUCAGGAGAUUCCACGGAGUAGUUCUGAAUUUUCACCUAGAACGGUGGAAACAAAGUCUGACUCUUCGAAGAUCUACGACCUUCAGCAGUCGGAGAAUGCAAACGCUCGAUUCAAUCCUGAACUGACCGAGACUGAGUCUAAAGAAGUCUCCAACCAAAGGAAACAGUUUCUCGACAAUUCCGAAUUUUCGUCGAAAACGGUGGAAAGAAGACCUGAUGCCUCUCAGAGGUAUACUUCCCAGCAGUCUGAAUACUUUGCGCCUCGAAGUUGGAAGUACGAUCGCGUCAACCCUCCUACAUCGAAUCAAUUAUCCCAUACUGGAAAUAAAUCGACUCGAGGAACCCUGAGCUCCGUUUACGAGUCGAUCACAGGUGUCCCUGCCAAGGAGACCACACCCUUGAAGAUAGCCUAUCAAAAACAGCAACCCAAGACGUCGCCCUGCGCCGCGACACAAGCUAGAUUGCAAGGCGGAAGAAACAGCAUGCCUCAGAGGCAGUCGAACUUCGGUUACGACGGGUCAUCCAUGUCUGGGAGCUCCGGAGGAGGCUCGAGGAAACCUCCAGGUUCUUAUCCGCCCUUUACCGCGCGACAAGCGUCGUCGGACAGUUCGUCCCUGUUGAGUCGACAGCCACGCGAUACUCAGAAGUCGAGAGGAACGAAAGCCAAGACGUCUGCGUCGAGGAUCAGCACGAGUGCGAGGAGGCCUGCUCCGAGGAAGUGCGGUGACGACGAAGGGCGCGAAGGGAAGACUGUGUGCACCAAGCCACGCGACAAUAAUAAGUGCAGAAGGAGAUCUUGCGAGCAGGAAGAUAGGCAAAAGUGCAAGAAGGAGUCGAAGAAGACCUGCAAGCGUUACUGCUGCCCCGCGCUCCAGACUCCUGUUGAAUGCGACUACGACAAUUUCCAGUGUCCCAAGCAACGGAACAAGAACGACUGCGGCAAGAGACGCGAGAAGAGGACUCACGAUCCUACGUGUUUGCCCAACGACUCGAAAUGCAGCGACCGAAGGGAGGACACUUGUAACAGAAGGAGGAACGACUGUCAGCGGUCCUGUAAGAGGGAGAGGUCGUGUGGCGCGGAGAGGAGAGAUCGAAGCUGCAAUAGAGACCGGCAGAGCUGCAACAGAGAACGACAGAGUUGCAGUCGCGGCAGAGAGAGGUCCUGCCAGAGACAAGAACGUCGAGACUGCUCCGACAGAGACCAAGGUCGCGUCAUCUGCACGAAACCAAGACGAGGGGACUCUUGCAACCAACGAAGGAACGACGACUGCGGCCAGAGGUCCGCUAAAUGUACUGGAAGACGGAAUUACACCAACUCCGCGUACCUCAAAGACAAGGAUUCCGUAAAACGGUUCUCCUCCGUGCCAGCUCUUGGCUUUUCUCUCAUCGGCAUGAACGUCCAAGGGAACGAAUCGAAGGCUACCAUAGGCUCUUCGUCCAACUGUAGAUUCCUCGGGGUAAAGGAGUUUUCUUCUGGUUGCAAGUACAUAGACAAGAAGCCGGACAAGUGCAAGAAAGCUUCGGACAAGUGCAAGACAGCUUCGGACAAUUGCAAGACACCCCAGACCAAGUGUAAGCAGCAGGAAUCGAGCCAAAGAAAGUGCAAGACGGCUUCGGACAAUUGCAAGACACCGCAGACCAAGUGUAAGCAACAGGAAUCGAGCCAAAGCAAGUGCAAGACGGCUUCGGACAAUUGCAAGACACCCCAGACCAAGUGUAAGCAGCAGGAAUCGAGCCAAAGCAAAUGCAAGCCGCGCAAGACCGAGGACAAAUGCAAACGGGACGAAAACCAGUGCGGGGCACUACGCAAAGCUGCGAACAAGUGCAAAUCGACAUGCGGCGUGUCGAAACCGGAGAAGCCACCGUCCUGCCAGCAAUCCGGGAGCAAAUCGAGCAAAUCCGACGACUACUGCACCAAGAGGAGGGAACAGAUAUGCAAAGACAGGAAGUCAACAUCCGAGGAUGGCGAGUCCUCAAAGGACAGAACAGAUAGGGAGCGAAAGGAGAUGCAGGAGUGCAAGAAAGACAUCGGUAAGAGGGACAAGAAAAAGAGCAAGGAUGAAAAGAAGGCUGCGCCAGCGGGUUUGGAGCGUGUCGUGAGCCCUUGCAAACAGAAGCAGAAGAAUAAGAGCGACAAGUGUUCGACGUCCUCGUCCAAAGUGAAGUGCAUCAGUACCGCGUUGAACUGUUUGGCCAACAGGGAUUCGUUGAUGAUGCUGGACAGCAGAUCCUUCAACAGUCUAUCCGAUAGGUCCUACUCCACCGUGAUGUUCAGUCGGUCCCAAGACCACGACCUGCAGGAAUCUUCUUCCAAUCAGUGGAGGGACUUCUGGAACGGUUUCGAUCCCGAGGCCGAGCUGCCUACGCCGGGUAUCAUAGAGAACCAAGAAGCACCCGAAGACAGCUCCUACAGCCGCAAUUGGUUUCUAUCCUGGUUCUAGAAUCGAUGUUACACCGAGAACGACGAAACCGUGGAAGGCUGCUGACAGGACGACGUGCGACGCGGUUCGACGUCUCGUGGGAAAACCUGUUGUACGACUCGCGGAGCGGUUACUUUUCGCUGAUGGAAAAUCAGCUGGCGUUCCUUGGGAACGGAUUCGUGUCGGAACGCUGAAAACACUGUUUCGUUCGUCGGGACUCCGGGCUGUCAGUUUCUACGAAUGUUAAAAACUCUCAAUAUAAUGCAAAGUCUCGUAACCCCUUGAAGAGCCAGAGCAGUUUAAACAAUUCACGGGGCUAACGUCGCUCGAUGAACCGGGUCUCGCGAGCAGUUAGAUGUCUUUGUACAAUGAACGAGGCACGUCGGAGGCGCGCAUGUGAAUGGACGGGCAGCAGGAGGCGCAAUUAUGGGUUUAUUCAGGUCUCGCCGCGGGAUACACGGGGUGCCGUCACCAUGGAAUAUUUCGUACUCGCGUAUAUACCUGGCGCCUCUUCUCCGGGGCCCUUUAUGCUUCCUGCACACUGUGAACGCGCUGCCAAAAGAGAGAGAAUGGGAGGACGGCCGGGGGAACAGAGGCGCAGAGGGAGGAAGGGAGAGAAAAGCACGAGGACGUCUCCGCGGGGAUCCCCGCGUUCCGCCACUUAUGGGAACGUGAUACGGUGCUUUUCGUCGGAUGCUCUCUUGCGUUUUCGCAUUGUUGCGCAACCGCGUCGUCCUUCUUUUCCCCGCGUUCUCCUUUCGCCUUUUUUUCUCCGCUCGUGUCUCCUCGCUGCUUUACUCGACAAAGGGAAUCGAUGUCAAUGGCGACGCUUUGUGCCCGUUCCGUGCCGGCUUCCGUCUCGUCCCGCGGGACCGAAGUGGAAGAAACGACGGUAACAUUGACAAGAACUUCAACGUUCGGUAUCGUCAGCUUUCGAUCAUCCCUUAUCGUUCAAUGUUUUUCGUGUCGUCGGGUGUCUGCUCUUUUCUGUUUGAUGUAUUUCGUGUAAUUUUCAGCGGAAUAGAACGCGCGGCAUGUUCUUAACGCCGGCCUCGAGUUAUUAGUCUGGAUAUUUUCGAGCCAGCCGACAGGGAGAAGAUCGAACGGUCGAUUUCACGGCUGCCCAAAAGGAGCGAGGAGGAUCGCGGGCAUCUAGACGUCACAUUACGAUGUCAACGACUUCUUCCUGGACCACAAACCGCUUCGACGCCGUGUCCGGGAUGAAUGGCGACGCCACGGGUGGCACCCCGUCGGAAACAACCCCACACCACCGCUGGAAAUGUGUCAAUUUCGUUCGAAUGACAGCGUCACUCUCCUGACGCCAUAGGUUUCUCUAAAUCGUAGGUUACGUGUUCAUUAUCGCGUUCACCGCAGAGAGCAAAACAUUUAUAAAUUUAUAAACAUUUAUAACGUUUCGAUCUUUAUUUUGUACUAUCCUCGUUAAUGUAAUAACUCGUGAAAGAUUAAAGAAUUGGUUUGCGUACAGUAUAAGAUCGAGAACGGAAGUCAGGAAUGGAGCAGCGUUUGCUCGAGAAAUAUUUUCCGGGAAUAUCCGACGGGUCACGUCGACAGGAUGAACGGUUAUUAUUUUUUUUUUUUUUUUAAACCAGUCAAGAGCACCCUUAGACCGCGGAAGUGGCGAAACAAGACCAGAAGGGUUUUCCACGUGUUCGGUCACACGUGGCGUCGCUCGGGAAACGUCCCACGUCAAUCAGGAAAGAUGAAGACGGCUUUGUGCGAAGCGAGCCACGUCCUGUGGAAGAGCGCGCUGAAAAAUCUGGCGGACACGCAUUAUUUUAAGUAGCGUGGUCUUGUUUUUCUAGAAGUCCUUGGCGGUCUGAGAAAACAAAGUAUUCUUUGUUCGUCUGGCCAUACGAUCCUUCUCAGACUUGACUGAAAAAAUACGCGUCAAAAAUCUUCGCAAAGUAACGAAACAAAUUAUCCCAGCGCCGUAUUUCCAGUUUGUCCGUCUGUUUUCGUCUCUAUGGACCUUGACCUGGUUUCCCUUUUUAU